Messenger RNA from Phycodurus eques (leafy seadragon), 2282 nucleotides. It is a transcript of the gene oxtra, whose product is annotated as oxytocin receptor a. Lineage: Eukaryota; Metazoa; Chordata; Actinopteri; Syngnathiformes; Syngnathidae. The record is from RefSeq and is a predicted model, not a curated record. Bases 242 to 1402 code for a protein of 386 amino acids. Gene Ontology annotation, biological process: female pregnancy; maternal process involved in parturition; positive regulation of vasoconstriction. Gene Ontology annotation, molecular function: peptide binding; oxytocin receptor activity; vasopressin receptor activity. Gene Ontology annotation, cellular component: membrane. The transcript is spliced from 2 exons.
AACCCCAGUCUCUUUCCUGAUUUUUGCCUGACAUUGAUGCUGAGAAUUUGGUUUUGGAUUUUUGAAAAUGUUUAUUUUUCCGGUGACAAGUGAGUUUUAUAUUCGUUAUUUUGCUCGCGAUUGAUGUUUGUCUUUACUGUUGUUGGAAAGCAUAUUUGGACCAGUGCAUCUAAAUUGCAGCCAUUGAGCCAGGCACUAAAUAUGUUUGGAGGAUCUUCGGUGUGACGCACAGACCGCGCCAAUGGAGAGCUUUGUGAACCAAAGUGACUUGUGGCCGGUGAACGACUCGUGGUCCUCGGAGCCCAACCAGACGAACCCCCUGAAGAGGAACGAGGAGGUGGCCAAGGUGGAGGUGGCCGUCCUCGCCCUGAUUCUCUUCCUGGCGCUCACCGGCAACCUGUGCGUCCUGGCGGCCAUCCACAGCGCCAAGCACAGCCAGUCGCGCAUGUACUACUUCAUGAAGCACCUGAGCAUCGCCGACCUGGUGGUGGCCGUCUUCCAGGUCCUGCCCCAACUCAUCUGGGACAUCACCUUCCGCUUCUACGGGCCGGAUGUGGUGUGCAGGCUGGUGAAGUACCUGCAGGUGGUGGGCAUGUUCGCCUCCACCUACAUGCUGGUGCUCAUGUCGGUGGACAGGUGCCUGGCGAUCUGCCAGCCUCUGCGCUCCUUGCACAGGAGGAAGGACCGCUUCUACGUGGUGUUCUCCUGGAGCCUCAGCAUGCUCCUCAGCGUGCCCCAAAUGUUCAUCUUCUCCCUCAGAGAGGUGGGCUCGGCCGGCUCCGGGGUGUACGACUGCUGGGCCGACUUCAUCGCGCCGUGGGGAGCCAAGGCGUACAUCACGUGGAUCAGCCUGACCAUCUACAUUAUCCCGGUGGGAAUCCUGAGCGCGUGCUACGGUCUGAUCAGCUUCAAGAUAUGGCAGAACUUUAAGCGGAAGACCAGGCGGGAGCAGUGCAUCAGCCUGGCGCCCAAAAGCGGCAAAGGAGGCAACGCGCUGGCGCGCGUCAGCAGCGUCAAACUCAUCUCCAAGGCCAAGAUGACCACAGUCAAGAUGACUUUUGUCAUCGUGCUGGCUUACAUCGUGUGCUGGACGCCCUUUUUCUCCGUGCAGAUGUGGUCCGCCUGGGACCCUGCCGCCCCACGCGAGGCAAUGCCCUUCAUAAUCUCCAUGCUGCUGGCCAGCCUCAACAGCUGCUGCAACCCGUGGAUCUACAUGUGCUUCGCGGGCCACCUCUUCCACGACCUGCGGCAGAACUUCCUGUGCUGCUCGGCGCGCUACCUCAAGUCGUCGCAGUGCCGCUGCAAGCGCGACUUGGACUCCAGCCACAAGAGCAUCUCGUCCUCCUUCGUCAUUAAGAGCGCCAGCAGCCAGAGGAGCAUCACGCAGACGUCAAGCACGUGAGCGAGCGCUCAGGCGUCAAAUAUACAGAACCUUGGCAAAGACUCUUAACUGGCCCUGCAGGACACUCAGAAAAUACAAAUAAUACUUAUUUAAUUUCCAAUACAGCCAUUUAUGACGUAAAUAGAGAAUGAUUUAUGGCUGUAGAAAAGCUUUGAGUGCAAUUAAUAUUUUCAGGGUAAUUAUGGCCUAAGCCAAGCAAUCGACAACAAGCCCAUUUUAAAGAUUUUUUUAUUUUAUUUUUUUUAAAUUAAUGUACAGUAGAAGGGUGAUGAGGACGGAGCUGUCAUACAAGAGAGCUCGAGGAAGAACAAAGAGAAGGUUGAUGGAUGUAGUGAGGGAAGACAUGAGGGCAGUUGGAAGAUGCAGGAGAUACGCUUACAUGGAAAAGGAUAACACGAUGUGGCGACCCACAAGCCGAAAGGAAAAGAAGAAGUAGAUAGUGUAUAUAUACAAACUAUUCAUUGGGCAUCAUUUUCACUCAAAAUCAUUCAACCAAACCUGUAAAUGAAAUUCAUAUUCAAAUUGUAGAAGCUUUUCAAUAAGAAAUACUAAUUGCUUCUUAUAAUAUUCACAGUGUUAGGCUUUUUAAAUGGUUCCUGUGUCAUCGGUCCGUUGCUGGUGAACUUACUAGAAGUUUGGAACCACUGCAAAUGUCGCAACAGGGGUGGAAUUAUUUGGAGUGCAACUGAAGGGGUUUCUCCUACUUUGGUGACCUCAUUUAUAGUGACAAGAGAGCAAAAUAUUGAAAACACCUCUGUCUGAAUUCGACACCACAUCCGCAAUAAUCAUUUGAAUUUGACAUUCAUUUAAUAUGGUGCGCAUCUACAUACCGUAUAUGCUUGGUGUGCCGACAACGUAGAAGAAAGUGCAGCUGACGUUA